Kazachstania africana CBS 2517 is the source of this 738-nucleotide messenger RNA. RefSeq names its product SNAP receptor USE1 (gene USE1). The coding region runs from base 1 to 738 and encodes 245 amino acids. Gene Ontology annotation, molecular function: SNAP receptor activity. The transcript has a single exon. Gene Ontology annotation, cellular component: SNARE complex; endoplasmic reticulum. Gene Ontology annotation, biological process: retrograde vesicle-mediated transport, Golgi to endoplasmic reticulum. Lineage: Eukaryota; Fungi; Ascomycota; Saccharomycetes; Saccharomycetales; Saccharomycetaceae. The record is from RefSeq and is a predicted model, not a curated record.
AUGGCAGAAACGUUGAAAGACAAAAUAGUUGAUGAUUUUGAGUCAGCCGAUGAUUCUUUCUUGUCAUAUCUCUUAGCUAAGAAACAGACAGUUAAUAUUGACAAGAUUAGGUUGAAUACGAUAAGAGAAUCCCUAUCUCACAAUGGAUCAGCAGAACUGGAUGCAAAUGGGGAUAUGUUUCGCUCCUUAGAGUUUGAAAUGCGUAAACGGAGCCAUAUUUUCCUACAGACGUCUAAUGAACAGUAUAGACAGCUGCAGGAACAGAUGAAGAAGAGACGAUAUAGUGUGGAUUUUGACUCACCACCAGAAGAAAUUGAGAAUAUACCAGAAACUUCUAUGGAGGAAAGCGUGGAAGAAGAUGAUUUAACUGAAUUAAGAAAAAGAUUGUUGACAAAGUCAGCAGGGUCAGAAACGGGUGGCAAUGACAAUAUCGACAAACAACUCCAAGAACAUGAUAAUAUACAGAGCGAUCUAAUGAAUGACAUGGUGAAACUUGUAAGUAACCUGAAAGACGGUGCAGUGGCCUUUCAAAAUGCACUAGAAGAAGAUGAAAAGAUUCUGAAUGCUGCCGAAAUUGGCAUUCACGUGGCUUCAAAUGGUAUUAAAGAUAUGAGUGGAAGAUUACAAAAAUACGAUAAGAAGAAACUAAGCUUGUGGUUCUAUCUAUGUAGUAUGAUUUUCAUGGUCUUAGGGCUCAUAGUAACUUUCGUCAUUGUUAGACUAUUUCCUGCAUUAUAA